GUUGGGGUAUUGGGAGGUUUUGAGGGCGGUGAGGUGUCCUUUCUGGACUGCGCUCGAUCUGUGCAACUGAUAACGAGUGUACAGAGGGACGAUCCACAUGUGACAAUGGAGGAAGGAUACGAACUUGACCUGACCUACGUCACAGAGCGCAUCAUCGCCGUAUCCUUCCCCAGGGGCUGCUCGGAGGGGACCUAUCAGCACAACCUGCAGGAUGUCACGCGCAUGCUCAAGUCCAAGCAUGCCGACAACUACCUGGUCAUUAACCUGUCAGAACGGAGAUACGAUCUCUCCAAGAUGAACCCCAAGACCAUGGAUAUGGGCUGGCCUGACCUUCACGCUCCUCCGCUGGAUAAGAUCUGCACCAUCUGCAAAGCCAUGGAGACCUGGCUCCAGGCCCACGCCCAGCACGUGGUGGUCAUCCACUGCCGGGGGGGAAAAGGCCGGAUUGGAGUGAUCAUCUCCUCCUACGUGCACUUCACCAACAUCUCAGCCAGUGCGGAUCAGGCCCUCGACCGUUUCGCCAUGAGAAAGUUCUACGACGACAAGGUUUCCGGCUUAAUGACGCCCUCGCAGAAGCGGUAUGUGUGGAUCCUCCACAGUCUCCUGACCGGAGCCAUGAAAAUGAACCCCUCCCCUCUGUUCCUGCACUACGUCAUCCUCCACGGCGUGCCCGCUUUCCACAGCAGCGGAGUCUGUCAGCCGUAUGUGAAAGUCUACCAGGCGAUGCAGGCGGUGUACACAUCAGGAAUUUAUAACAUUGGAGCAGGAAAUAAAAGCAGAGUUUGCAUGGCCCUGGAGCCAGCCCAGAUGCUGAAAGGUGACAUAAUGAUUAAAUGUUACCAUAGAGACGUUCACACCUGCAGCCGGGAGGUGAUUUUCCGGCUCCAGUUUCACACGGGCGCGGUCCAAGGCUGCAGUCUAGUGUUCGAGAAGACCGACCUUGAGAACGCCAACAACGAUCGCAGAUUUUCGGAUUACGGGAAGGUGGAGCUGGUGUUUUCGGAAAGUCCGGAGAAGAUACAAGGCUGGGAGCGCUGGCGUAACGGACCGGACGUCACCGUGGACUAUAACACCGCCGACCCGCUGAUCCGAUGGGACUCCUACGAGACCGUCACCUCCGAGGGGGAAGUGCCGCACGCCCAGGGCCCAGUGGACGGCAGUCUGUAUGCCAAGGUGAGGAAGAAGAGUGUGGACGGAGCGCCGCCGGUGACCAGUAGCCCGGACCCCAGUGAGCAGGCCCUCUCCACGGGCAGCGACUCGGGCCACUCCAGCGCCUCCCUGUGGACCAAGCGGGGCCCGUCGCGGCAGGAGCGGGCGGAACUCAAGCGCCUCCUCAGCGGCAUCGGGCUGGACGGCGGCGCCGAGCCCGCGGGCGAGAUGGCGGAUGGCGGCGCGGGCGCGGCGGGAGGGGCCGGGGCUCUGCUCGUGGUCCCCGCCCUGGUGCACGUGAACGGGGACGCCCCCGGCGCCCGCGAGCGCGAGACGGACAUCCUGGACGACGAGGUGCCGUCGCACGACCUGCGGAGCGUGGACAGCAUCGGCACGCUCUCCUCCUCCGAGGGGCCCUGCUCCAACGCCCCGAGCCUGGGCCACUUCGGCUACCACAAGAGCAGCCAGAACUCCCUGCUGUCGGACGGCUUCGGCAGCCACACGGGCGAGGAGCCCCACGCCGCCCCCCUGGGGGGCGACCACGGCCUGGGCGGGCCUGAGGACUACGACCGGAGCUUCGGGGAGGCCAAACCGAGGGGCCCCGCCCCCGGCCCCCAGACGGCCUCCCCCAAGCCCCAGGGCUUCGGCCAGGACAGCUACUCCACCCACACCUGGGUCCGGCAGCAGCAGAUGGUGGCCGCCCAGCAGUACCAGUACCUCCCGGCCGAGAACGAGGCCGUCUCCCCGAAGGCGCGCGCAGUCCUGCAGCCGCCCACCAGGGGGCGGAGCAGCGCGGAGGCGGUGCAGAGGGUCGCGGGCGGCGACUCGACCGCGCCCAGCCGAGAGGAAGAGCUCAACGCGCUCACCGUGGACAUCGACCAGUCCAUCGACCAGCUCAACCAGCUCAUCAUGGACCUAGACCCCACCUUCGUGCCCAUUCCCACCCGCUCAAACUCCGUCAAAAAGGCCCACGCCAACGGAUCCGCCUCCGUCUGCGCCAACGGAGUGGGCCGUCGGCACAGUCCGGAGGACAUGCAUCCCAGCAUGCACCAGUCAGUGGGAGUGGCCGGUGAUGUCAGAGCGGGAGGCGCCCGGAGUCUGAGCAGGCAGGGCAGUGAUGUCACAGACCACCCAGGGCUCCGGACCCCGGGCUGGAGCACCCCGGAGAAGUUCCACAACUCUCCCCUCUACACGCCCAACCUGCCCCCCUCUGAGAGGGGGGUCCUGUACAGGAGUGACAGUCUGGGGUACAGGGGACUUUCGGAGGACCUGGACUGCAGGGUAGAGGCAGGGAGUGAUCAGGUCCCUCCCACACCCGCCUUCCCUGUCUCCCCGGCCACGCCUUACGUGAAGAACAUGGCGGAGUUCUCCCUGGCGAAGCUCGCGGGUCAAACCGGCGGACGGUACGAGGCCUACAGGACGGGGCACGAAUCCCGGAGCUACAUGGAGAACAUAAACCGCACCCCCAGCUCCACGGAGGGGGACCUCUUCUGCUCCGAGGUGUCGGUCUCGCCCUCCUCCUGCCAGAGGCCGUUCGGGUCGCUGCGGUCCGUGAGCACCAGCAGCCCGCUGUCGCAGUCCGACAGCCCCUCUGCGGGACAGCCCUGGCAGGACGGCGCCGCCAAGCCCCCCCUGAACCACCAGUUCGCCCCCCACUACCCCGGGUCCCUGGACUACCCCAGAGCGGGCGGGGGCCCAGACGGCCACCACUCGCCCCUGCUCUCCCACCCCGCCCCCAACUGCCACAGCUCCCCCAGGGGCGGGCCCCGGAGCCAGGGCAAGGCGGCCCUGAACCAGCCCAGCUUCGAGGAGCAGGAGGACAGCGGGCUGGACCUGUCCUCCCUGCUGGAGGGCGGCGGCCUGGGGCUGGAGCGCAGCCUGCUGGCGGCCGUGGAGGGCCUGGGGGGCGCCCAGCCCCCGCUCCCGGAGAAGAAGCGCGUGUCGGAGAGCGAGCAGUCGCUGGGGUCCCGCUCGCCCUCACUCAGCGGCUUCUCCAGCCCCCACAGCGGGAGCUCGGUCAGCAUCCCCUUCCCCAACACGCUGCCCGACUUCUCCACACGCAUCCUCAGCGCCUCCUCGCCCCUGCCCGAUGCGUGCGCCAGUAAGCACGAAACUGUGAAGUUUGUACAGGACACAUCCAAAUUUUGGUACAAGCCAGACAUCUCGAGAGACCAAGCCAUCGCCGUCCUGAAGGACAAAGAGCCGGGCUCCUUCAUCGUCCGGGACAGCCACUCGUUCCGGGGGGCCUACGGACUGGCCAUGAAGGUGGCCACUCCCCCGCCCUCGGUCCUGCAGCAGAGCAAGAAAGUGGGAGACCUGGCCAACGAGCUGGUCAGACACUUCCUGAUCGAGUGCACGCAGAAAGGAGUCAGGCUGAAGGGUUGCCCCAACGAGCCCUACUUCGGUAGUCUCACGGCGUUGGUCUGUCAGCACUCCAUCACCCCGCUAGCGCUACCCUGCAAGCUCAUCAUACCAGACAGAGAUCCUCUGGAGGACAUUGUAGACUCUCCUGCACAGUCCGCCACAAACUCAGCUACGGAGCUGCUCAAGCAGGGAGCAGCCUGUAACGUGUGGUUUCUGGGCUCGGUGGAGAUGGAGUCUCUCACCGGCUCUCAGGCGGUGCAGAAGGCUGCCAGCGUGACUCUGGCCAUGGCUCCGCCCCCCACGUCCACGGUGGUCCACUUCAAAGUGUCCGCCCAGGGCAUCACGCUGACCGACAACCAGAGGAAACUCUUCUUCAGAAGACACUACGCUGUCAACACCGUCAUCUUCUGUGCUCUGGACCCCCAGGACAGGAAGUGGAUAAAAGACGGCUCCUCUUCUGCAAAGAUCUUCGGCUUCGUGGCGAGGAAGACCGCGAGCGGGACGGAGAACGUGUGUCACCUGUUCGCCGAGCACGACCCCGAGCAGCCGGCCAGCGCCAUCGUCAACUUCGUCUCCAAGGUGAUGAUCGGCUCCCAGAAGAGCAAGUAGGGCCGGGCCCUCCCAGGCCUGGGACCAAAUCAUACUGUUAUAUUAUUAUUAUUAUUAUCAUUAUUAUUAUUACUAUUACCAGGAGGACGAUGAUAUUUACCACAAGCUCAAAGACCAUUGAGCCCCUGAUCCUCCAGGGCCUGGGACAAUGUGCCUGGUUGUCCCCCCCCCCCCCCAUGACUGCAGCCCUGAGUGGGGCAAGUCCCUUCCUCUCCCCCUCCCCACCCACAAAAACAGAACACAAACAUCCGCUCCGAUGGGCUCGGUCCUGCGGGUUCUGAGAGACGCCGGCACACGCCUGACUCCCGCCGGUCUCCGCGCGAACGGAAAGGCUGCGUCUUCACCGUGAAACGCCGCUAGGAGAGGAGAACUGCUGGGUAACACGACACAGAGGCCCGGGUGGGCUUCCUAAAGGGAUCCUCUGUCGGACACACACGGAGUUUCAUGUCGAACGUGUAUUUAUUGCUGGAAGUCGUGCGUAUCUUCGCUGAGUACAGGGUUCAAAGUGCUUCUCCCCCACUCUUUCGGCCCCACACUGGACCUUGUUACACGAGUGUGAGGUUUUGUGACCGAUUUUAACUGGAGAAGGCUGCUCCUGGGGGUGAGGGAAAGGUUUGGUAUCUCUGUCCUUUCAUCGAAGUGACCUUCAUGAAGACCGAUGCGAAUGUUAACUAGCCAUUGACAGUUUAAUAACUUCAAUUCCUUUUUUCUGCUAUUCUGGUAAAGCAUAGUCAAAUAUAAUUAACAAGCUUUAUAAUGAAUGAAAUUCUUUUGGAUGUUUGGGAAUGCUUCCUGAUGGCUGGGGAGGUUUUCGAUGACUCACCCCUUCAAGAAGAUCAGACAAAAACAUUGUGUUCUGCUGCCAGCCCUUUCCCAGCGACUGUUCCAAACCCCAAAAUCCUUGGGCUGAAAAUCAUAGGGGGCACAACUGUCUUAGCCACUUACCGCAAUUUAACCCCAGAGAGGCAUUCUCUACGCAGAUUCUGCAAAGGCUCUCUAUACUUCCUCCAGGAGCUGCUUAAACGGGUUCUGUAUAUGGAUUCCCUAUAUAGUAUUCUGUAUAUACAGUAGAUAUUCUACACCUGUGCGUAUAGGGUUGGUUCGUCAGAUGUUGGUUUUCUUACGCUUCAGAAGGACUGGCCUGUUUUAGAGCUGGAUUCUGGAGUUAUGCGAUGCAGUCUGCACAACUAGCGUAUUAUAGUCCUGCAUCACUAACCCAAAAGCAUAUCCUGCUGAAUGACGUAUGUAUGGUUUCCCAUACUGUAACGCUGCGUAUGUACUAAACCUGCAGACCAGAACACCAGAACUCAUCUGGCACUAAAUACAAUCAUAUUUACUCAUUUUAGCAUUUGUUACAUUACAGGAAUUGUUAACAGACACUCGUAUCCAGAACAACUUAUACAUACUUUGCAUUUUUAUGUGGUAUCCAUUUCUACAGCUGGAUAUAUAAUGCAGCAAAGCAGGUACAAUUCCUUGCUCAAACAUAUAACAGCAGUCUACUAGCAAAAUAAGACAGUGAUGGAUUAUAUCUUAGUCCCAUUCUUAGUGCCGUAGAGGAGACUGAUUAAAAAUAUUUGAUGUAAAUUAAACUAUGUCAAGCCUGUUUUUGUAUUACAGACAAAGCUGGGUUCUGUAAAAAAUCAUGUAUUCUGCAUUUUCCUCAAACUGACAUUGCAUUUCCAUUUAAGUGCUCACAAAUUAGGCAUCGUGUCAUGACCCUGAUAUCUUUUAAAAGUAUUGCUUUAAAACAUUUUAAAUUUUUGAAUAUUUUUUACUGUAGUGUACCAUGGAAAAAUAAGACAAUAACCAAGGAGUAUUUCAGUAUGUGAACCCUAAUAUAUUUUAUUACAAGAUGAAAUGAUUACCUUUACAUUGAUUUGAGAACUUCACUUAGAUAUUGAUUACCCUUUAUGAUGAACUGAAUUACAGUAUAUAGUGUGCUAUUUAUAUAAAGCAUAGUUUGCCUUUUAACAGUUUGUAUCUGCUGCGAUAUUUAUCCAUAUCCCCAUGUGUAUAAUUCUUUUAUAAAAAAUUCAUAUUCAAAAUUAAGUUUUGUAUAUUUACAGUACUUUUGCAAUGAUGAGAAGCUAGAAAAAACAGUGCUGUUCUGUGGAAACGUCUUGCGUUUGGUUCGCUAUACUCUAAUAACCAUAUUUACUGCACUGCAUUUCAACCAAAAUACGGUAAGCUGUGAAAAAUGGUUUAACCCUCAGUACACGCAAACUGGUCUGCGACUAAAAACCACUCCUAUUAAUGCAGAUACAUUUCGACUUAAUGGACAAAAUAUUAGAGGAAUAUACGUCUGUACAGCCUAGUAACAUGACAACGAAAGUCUUUUUUUUUUUGUUUCAGAGGUAGUAACCCAGUUUAAAAUAUAUAUUUUUGGAUUUUUAUUUCCUUUUGAACAUUGUAAUAUGUAAGUUUCCCAAUAGAAUCUAUAUACUUGAUGCGUUUUCCAUAUUAAGUUUGAGUUUGGACAGGGCCUAUGAAGUGUUUUUUAAAACAAUGAACGCUCCCUGUCAAAGCUGUAUGUGUUCCGUGUUCAUGUUUAUUUUGCCUGGUGUUUGACAUAAUGUUCUUCUUUGAACUUCCUGUAAAAAAACAGACAUAUGUAUUUGUUUUGUAAAUUAAUGCUGUAUAGUUAUUUCUUGUACCACCUACGUAUUUUCAAAUUACAAUAAAACUCAUUCACAAGA
Molecule: messenger RNA, 6818 nt
Organism: Conger conger (European conger)
Lineage: Eukaryota; Metazoa; Chordata; Actinopteri; Anguilliformes; Congridae
Gene: tns3.2
Product: tensin 3, tandem duplicate 2
Exons: 27
Coding region: 106-4122 (1338 amino acids)
Biological process (GO): dephosphorylation
Molecular function (GO): protein binding; phosphatase activity
Source: RefSeq, a predicted model, not a curated record